Messenger RNA from Meloidogyne enterolobii, 219 nucleotides. Lineage: Eukaryota; Metazoa; Nematoda; Chromadorea; Rhabditida; Meloidogynidae. The record is from the annotation of a GenBank genome assembly.
GACUCAACUUCUUUAAAAGAAAGAAUGGUUGAGGCAAUGUCUGAAUCCUCUGUUGCUAUUUUUAUUACCUCAAUAACUGAUGUUAUUUCGUUUGCUGUGGGGUCAACAACGGAUAUUCUGGCAGUCAAGGGAUUUUGUAUGAUGACUUCUGCCUGUAUGCUCUUUACGUUUAUUUAUCAGGUGCAUUUUUUUAUCAAAUUUAAAGAUAGUAGCCUUUAA